AUGAAGAACACUAAAAAUGUUGCUAAGCUCUACUACAACAAGGCUAUUAAACUCUUCGAGGAAAUGGAUAGCCCUGGGGAACUACUUAGAAAAGAGCUGGAGAGAGUGGCAUUGCUACUAGAACAUCAGGUUGAAAAUCAAGGUAGGGAACGAGAGGCUCUUCAAGACGAGGCUUUACCACAUGUGCCAGAAAGGAGGAAUGUGCGUGGUCGAGGACACAUGACGACGCUGGCUUGCCGUUUCCGAGCUCCAGAGCCAGAACCUGAUGGAGCAGCCACCCAUGAGACACUCAUGGCAGUGUUUGAGAUGGAGAGGUUCCAAUCUGAAUAACAGAGCAAGGCAUCCAACGAUGCGCUGGUCAGACUCAUCUUUGAGUACGCCAGUAGUUCAUGGGACGGGACAUCCUCUCAUCGAAUCGAUACAACGGAAGACCGCCUGAUUCUGAAUGAAUGAUUAAUAAUAAUAAUAAUAGUGGCUACUUGUAUAGCACACAGGUCCACCUUUCGGUGCUCAUGGCACUUAUAGAGAAAAGUACA
Messenger RNA from Strongylocentrotus purpuratus (purple sea urchin), 536 nucleotides. RefSeq lists its product as uncharacterized. The record is from RefSeq and is a predicted model, not a curated record. NCBI's taxonomy places the organism in Eukaryota, Metazoa, Echinodermata, Echinoidea, Camarodonta, Strongylocentrotidae. Bases 1 to 330 code for a protein of 109 amino acids. The transcript is spliced from 3 exons.